Molecule: messenger RNA, 1874 nt
Organism: Orycteropus afer afer
Lineage: Eukaryota; Metazoa; Chordata; Mammalia; Tubulidentata; Orycteropodidae
Gene: RNFT1
Product: ring finger protein, transmembrane 1
Biological process (GO): positive regulation of ERAD pathway
Cellular component (GO): endoplasmic reticulum
Molecular function (GO): ubiquitin protein ligase activity
Source: RefSeq, a predicted model, not a curated record
GAGACAAAGCCCUAAAAGAAAGAAAUUUGGAUAAGGGAGAAAGUAUUCAAGAACCAUGCAAGCCAACAGUAGCCAACUGUUUAGUCCUUCAGGAACUGCAAGCAGUGAGGCUAUCUCAGCCUCCCAAUGUGUCCAUACAAGAUCAACAGGAGAAGGAUCAUGUCUUCAUUCUGGAGAUGUUCAUAUCCAGAUAGACUCCAUACCUAAAGAAUGUGCUGAAAACUUAAGCUCCAGAAAUACAAAGUCAGGUGCCUGCAGCUGGACCCAUGGAUGUGGACAUAGUCACUUACGGAGUCACUCACACAGUGAAGUAAGGCAACCAGAUGAUACUGCCACAGAGUCUGGAGAAAAUGGUAGCAACUCCUUCUCAGAAUUCUGCUAUCUUUUCAAGUGGUUGCAAAAAAGUCUUCCAUAUAUCUUGAUUUUGGGUGUCAAACUUGUUAUGCAGCAUAUAACAGGAAUUUCUCUUGGAAUUGGGCUGCUAACAACUUUUAUAUAUGCAAACAAAAGCAUUGUAAAUCAGGUUUUUCUAAGAGAAAGGUGCUCAAAGAUUCAAUGUGCUUGGUUACUGGUAUUCUUAGCAGGAUCUUCUGUUCUUUUAUAUUACACCUUUCAUUCUCAGUCACUGUAUUACAGCUUAAUUUUUUUAAAACCUACUUUGGACCAUUUGAGCUUCUGGGAAAUACUUUGGAUUGUUGGGAUUACAGACUUCAUUCUGAAAUUCAUUUUCAUGGACUUAAAAUGCCUCAUUUUAUUGGUGCCUUCUUUCAUCAUGCCUUUUAAAUCCAAGGGUUUCUGGUAUAUGCUUCUAGAAGAAUUAUGUCAGUAUUACCGAACUUUUGUUCCCAUACCAGUUUGGUUUCGGUACCUUAUCAGCUAUGGGGCGUUUGGUAAUAUAACUAGAUGGAGUCUUGGGAUAUUGCUGGCUUUACUCUACCUCAUUUUGAAACUUUUGGACUUUUUUAGACACCUGAGAGCUUUCAGACAGGUUUUGCGAGUAUUUUUUACACGACCAAGUUAUGGAGUGGCUGCCAGCAAGAGACAGUGUUCAGAUGUGGAUGAUAUUUGUUCAAUCUGUCAAGCUGAAUUUCAGAAACCAAUUCUUCUCAUCUGUCAGCAUAUAUUUUGUGAAGAAUGCAUUACCUUAUGGUUUGACAGAGAGAAAACAUGUCCGCUGUGCAGAACUGUAAUUUCAGACCAUAUAAACAAAUGGAAAGAUGGAUCUACUUCUUCACACCUUCAAAUAUAUUAAGACUUAUAAACUAUUAAGGCCACAAAACACCAAUUUCAUUUGGCUGCAAUGACUAUUCAGGCAUUAGAAUAAGUUUUCAUGGCUAGAAGAAAAAUGUUUCCAAACGUUUUUAGAUGAUACGAUUUAAGUACAUAGUCCAUUUUAGCAAAAGAUUAGUGAAAGAACUCUGUACUUUUAAAAAAUGUAAGUAAUGUUCAACCUAAUGUGUUUCCAGCAUUUCUUCUAAUUCUUGGACAGGUAAUUGCAGUGUUAAAAUGUAAAUGUGUUUUCUUGUUAAUGUUACCAAAUCAGCAAUUGGAUAACUAGAACUAGAGAUUUUAAAGGAACUCAGGUAUUUGUUUCCUGACAUUGUUUUCAGAAUAAAGAAUAUUUUUUCAUAAUAUUUUAAAAUACACCUUACCUGAAACUAGAAUUUUCUUUAACAUUGACUUUUGUAAUUCCCAUUCUCAAAAAUUCUCAAUAUUUUCAUAAAAUUAUUUUUAAAUGAAAGUUCUAAAUGCUGUAAUUUAUCUGUAACAAUCAGAUUUUCUAAGUAAAGAUUAAUUUACUGAGGAUGAUAUAUUUUAAUAUUGUAUUCUCUUAGUAUGGUAAGUAAGCAGUGAUAAUAAAUGAUUUCAAUUCA